Messenger RNA from Ascoidea rubescens DSM 1968, 410 nucleotides. RefSeq lists its product as uncharacterized. NCBI's taxonomy places the organism in Eukaryota, Fungi, Ascomycota, Saccharomycetes, Ascoideales, Ascoideaceae. The coding region runs from base 44 to 250 and encodes 68 amino acids. The transcript has a single exon. The record is from RefSeq and is a predicted model, not a curated record.
CAAGCAGCAUCUACAGUAGGCCUUGAAUUAAAACUGCUUAAAAAUGAUGACUACUGGAAGAAGAUCAAAAACUAUAGUUUGUUGUCGUCUGUUUUUUGCAAAGUUCGGGCUUUUACAAAUUGGUGGUUUUCUUUUUCCUGUUCAGCUCCCCAUGUAUAGUCGACCAAAAAUCAAAAGGUUUCCACAGCGUUCAAUGAUCAAGUCGCUGAUUAGCUUUGGUUUCUUUUAUUUUGCAGUUUUGACAGAAUAACAAAACGGCUUGGAAAGAUUCUCUCUGUCUUUUUUUAUGUGUACUGUCUACUUUUUGUCUAUUUUUUUGUCUGCUUUCUGUCUAUUUUCGUUUUCCUUUUUCUUUUGUAAUUACUAAUAUUCCCUUCUUAUUCGAUAAAAUCGAAAAAUGACUUAAGGCC